This is a messenger RNA of Grosmannia clavigera kw1407, 1047 nucleotides long. Its product is annotated as mitochondrial f1 ATPase subunit. Gene Ontology annotation, molecular function: ADP binding; proton-transporting ATP synthase activity, rotational mechanism; ATP binding. Bases 1 to 1047 code for a protein of 348 amino acids. Lineage: Eukaryota; Fungi; Ascomycota; Sordariomycetes; Ophiostomatales; Ophiostomataceae. The record is from RefSeq and is a predicted model, not a curated record. Gene Ontology annotation, biological process: proton motive force-driven ATP synthesis. The transcript is spliced from 4 exons.
AUGACCGACCUGGACGACGAGGCCUACCAGGCUUACAGGGAGGAGCGCCAGCGGAUCGAGAAACUUGCCUGGUCUCACGUCAACAAGGACAGGGUGCUGGAAUUUGCUGCUGGAGUCCGAAGUCGAGCAGUCGAGUCUCGUCGUUUCGAAUGCCAGACCUGCGACUUGGGACUCCUGUCGGCUCAUGCCCUUCGGAAGCGCCUGGCAACUAAAGCGCACCUGGAACGGGAGAGAAUCGCGGCCGGGGGGGUUCUCCCGCCCCGUGCUGCGAUCUCUGAGUACUUCCGUGAUAAUGGAAAGCACGCGUUGAUCGUUUUCGAUGAUCUGUCCAAGCAGGCCGUCGCGUACCGCCAGAUGUCUCUGCUGCUGCGUCGUCCCCCUGGUCGUGAGGCUUACCCCGGUGACGUUUUCUACCUGCACUCGCGUCUGCUGGAGCGUGCCGCCAAGAUGAGCGACAAGCACGGUGGCGGUUCCCUGACAGCCCUUCCCAUCAUCGAGACCCAGGGAGGUGAUGUAUCUGCCUAUAUUCCCACCAACGUUAUUUCCAUCACGGACGGCCAGAUCUUCCUGGAGGCUGAACUGUUCAACAAGGGUAUCCGCCCGGCUAUCAACGUGGGUCUGUCCGUGUCUCGUGUCGGCUCCGCUGCUCAGCUCAAGGCCAUGAAGCAGGUUGCUGGUUCGCUGAAGCUCUUCCUGGCCCAGUACCGUGAGGUCGCUGCCUUCGCCCAGUUCGGUUCUGAUCUGGAUGCUGCCACUAAGCAGACCCUGAACCGCGGUGAGCGUUUGACCGAGCUUCUGAAGCAGAAGCAGUACUCGCCCAUGGCUGUCAACGAGAUGGUUCCCCUGAUCUACGCUGGUGUCAACGGUUUCCUGGACACGAUCCCGGUCGACAAGAUUCUGACUUGGGAGGCUGACUUCCUGGCCCACCUCAAGACCAACGAGACUGAGCUGCUUGCCACGAUCGACAAGGAGGGUGCUCUGAGCAAGGAUCUUGAGGCCAAGCUCCGGUCUACGAUCGAAAUUUUCACCAAGAGCUUCAGCGCUUAA